UAUAAAACUCUAGAAAUAUUUAAUAUAUUAGCUACUAUUUUCUUGUGGACAUUGCUGGCUGGGUUUGUUGUAUUUCCUGGCACCUUUACCUCUCUUCAGAAUACUUCAUCGCUAAAUAGCAGCGUGCUAGGAAGAGUAGUUCAGCGCACGAUCCAGAAUAUCCCCCUUCUUACAGUGGCGGCCCUCUUCUUUAUUCUGGGAACAGCUGGAAUAGGCUGGCUUUAG
Molecule: messenger RNA, 225 nt
Organism: Bipolaris oryzae ATCC 44560
Lineage: Eukaryota; Fungi; Ascomycota; Dothideomycetes; Pleosporales; Pleosporaceae
Exons: 1
Source: RefSeq, a predicted model, not a curated record